Messenger RNA from Molossus molossus (Pallas's mastiff bat), 3204 nucleotides. It is a transcript of the gene ANO3, whose product is annotated as anoctamin 3. Gene Ontology annotation, biological process: chloride transmembrane transport. The record is from RefSeq and is a predicted model, not a curated record. Lineage: Eukaryota; Metazoa; Chordata; Mammalia; Chiroptera; Molossidae. Gene Ontology annotation, cellular component: plasma membrane. The transcript has 23 exons. The coding region runs from base 7 to 2514 and encodes 835 amino acids. Gene Ontology annotation, molecular function: chloride channel activity; protein dimerization activity.
AAUGACAUGAAUUACAUAGCAUCCAGUGGACUUCUAUUCAAAGAUGGCAAAAAGCGGAUUGAUUACAUCCUGGUUUAUAGAAAGUCAAAUAUACAAUAUGACAGAAGAAACACAUUUGAAAAGAACCUCAGGGCAGAAGGCUUGAUGUUGGAAAAGGAGCCGGCUAUUGCAAACGCUGACAUCAUGUUUAUUAAAAUUCACAUUCCGUGGGACACGCUGUGCAAGUAUGCAGAGAGGCUGAAUAUCAGGAUGCCCUUCAGGAAAAGAUCCUAUUACACUGACCAGAGGAGCAAAUCAACGGGCAGUAUGCACAAUUAUUUCAGAAGACUUAAAAAAUGGAUGUCUCAAAACCCAAUGGUUCUUGACAAGUCAGCGUUUCCAGACCUGGAGGAGUCAGACUGCUACACUGGCCCCUUCAGCCGAGCACGGAUUCACCACUUCAUAAUAAACAAUAAGGACACCUUCUUCAGCAACGCUACUCGGAGCAGGAUAGUGUAUCACAUGCUGCAGCACACCAAAUAUGAAAAUGGAAUCUCAAAAGUGGGUAUCUGUAAACUGAUAAACAAUGGUUCAUAUAUAGCAGCUUUUCCCCCCCAUGAGGGAGCCUACAAGAGUAGCCAGCCCAUCAAAACCCACGGACCUCAGAAUAACAGACAUCUAUUAUAUGAGCGCUGGGCACGCUGGGGAAUGUGGUACAAGCAUCAGCCCCUGGAUUUAAUCAGGCUCUAUUUUGGUGAAAAGAUUGGGCUCUACUUUGCGUGGCUGGGAUGGUAUACUGGAAUGCUGAUUCCGGCAGCACUGGUUGGCUUGUGUGUUUUCUUCUAUGGAAUAUUUACAAUGAAUGCAAGUCAAGUAAGCCAAGAAAUUUGCAAGGCUACUGAAGUCUUCAUGUGCCCUCUGUGUGAAAAGAACUGCUCGCUGCAGAGACUCAACGAAAGCUGUAUCUAUGCCAAGGUGACAUACUUGUUUGAUAAUGGAGGGACAGUCUUCUUUGCUAUUUUUAUGGCAAUAUGGGCCACAGUCUUCCUGGAAUUUUGGAAAAGAAGAAGAAGUACACUGACCUAUACUUGGGACCUUAUUGAAUGGGAAGAAGAGGAGGAAACACUCCGUCCCCAGUUUGAAGCAAAGUAUUACAAGAUGGAGAGAGUGAAUCCCAUCAGUGGGAAACCUGAGCCACAUCAGCCUUCUUCAGACAAAGUCAGUCGUCUUCUUGUUUCUAUCUCAGGAAUCUUCUUCAUGAUUUCUUUGGUGAUCACUGCAGUGUUUGCAGUUGUGGUGUAUCGCCUGGUUGUCAUGGAACAGUUUGCAUCAUUCAAGUGGCAUUUCGUCAAGCAACACUGGCAGUUUGCAACAUCUGGUGCUGCUGUCUGUAUCAAUUUUGUAAUCAUCAUGGCCCUGAAUGUGGCUUAUGAGAAAAUUGCUUACCUUCUCACUAAUUUAGAAUACCCUCGGACAGAAUCUGAAUGGGAGAACAGUUUUGCCCUGAAGAUGUUCCUCUUCCAGUUUGUCAAUUUAAACAGUUCUAUCUUCUAUAUCGCCUUCUUUUUGGGGAGAUUUGUAGGCCACCCAGGAAAUUACAAUAAACUUUUUAACCGAUGGAGACUGGAGGAAUGUCACCCCAGCGGCUGUCUGAUAGACCUCUGCCUCCAGAUGGGAGUGAUCAUGUUUCUGAAGCAAAUAUGGAACAACUUCAUGGAGCUGGGAUACCCGUUGAUCCAGAACUGGUGGUCACGACAUAAAAUCAAGCGGGGAAUACAAGAUGCGUCUAUACCGCAGUGGGAAAAUGAUUGGAAUCUGCAGCCCAUGAAUAUUCACGGACUGAUGGAUGAAUACUUAGAAAUGGUUUUGCAGUUUGGGUUCACCACCAUAUUUGUAGCAGCUUUUCCUCUGGCCCCUCUUUUGGCUUUGUUAAACAAUAUCAUUGAGAUCAGGCUGGAUGCAUACAAAUUUGUCACCCAGUGGCGGAGACCUCUGCCAGCUCGAGCAACUGACAUAGGUAUCUGGUAUGGAAUUCUUGAAGGAAUUGGUAUAUUGGCUGUGAUCACCAAUGCGUUCGUAAUUGCUAUUACAUCUGAUUACAUCCCGCGUUUUGUCUACGAAUACAAAUAUGGCCCCUGUGCAAGUCAUUUUGAAUAUGGUGAAAAUUGUUUAAAGGGAUAUGUCAACAAUAGCCUAUCCUUCUUUGAUCUGAGUGAGCUUGGAUUGGGAAAAUCUGGUUAUUGCAGAUACCGAGACUACAGAGGGCCCCCUUGGAGUUCCAAACCCUACGAGUUCACCUUACAAUACUGGCAUAUUCUUGCUGCUCGACUGGCCUUCAUUAUUGUGUUCGAGCACCUUGUUUUUGGGAUCAAGUCAUUCAUCGCGUACCUGAUUCCAGAUGUACCAAAGAAUCUUUAUGACCGAAUACGACGGGAGAAGUACUUAGUCCAAGAAAUGAUGUAUGAGGCUGAGCUAGAGCAUUUGCAACAACAGCGGAGAAAAAGUGGUCAUCCUGUUCACCAUGAAUGGCCUUAGCCGAUACCUGUUGCCCAGUAGGGGCAACAGCAUUAGGGAGAAUGAUAGCAAUUCACAGUUUGGUGGCAUCUAGGAGAAAAGCAUUCCUGGCAAACCAUAUGUAUAAUAUGCAUCACAGCCAUCUCUUGGAUUCAGAAUAUCCAAGCUUCUAGGGAAAAGGAAAAGAUGACUCAUGACGUUAAAAAAAUAGUAAGGUUGACACUGCAGGAAGCCAGGGUCUAAUUCUCAGAAGAAGCCUCAGGGAGUUGUGUGUGUGUGGAGACCUCCACCUUCCAUCAACGGAAGCAUAACAGGAAGGGUGAUGGUGAGGUUUCUAGAGGUAGAUCUAGAUGUUCACAAGCCAGGUAUGACUUAAAGGAUUGUGUUCUUUACUCACACACUAAUCUGACUUUGGAACCUUAGGUUGACUUGGGAUAUUCCUAAGAAAUGACUGAAAUCAGUUAUUGCCUUUGCUGCCCGAAAUCCAUGUCCCUUCAGCUUACAGGUUCAUAAGAAUUUCCCUUGUCUUUUGCUGAGAUUAUGGAUCUGUGCCACUGGGGAUCUAUGCUGCUCUACAUUGACUAUGCAGUUAAGGAGUUGCACGGCAACUUUAGUUGUCAAACCAAAAAUCUGAGAUUCUGAAAAGAAUUUGACCAUUCAUUGAAAUAACACUCUAUUCAAAUUUGUUGUAUCACUGGCAGAACCAGUUGC